AUGAGCCCACAAGGCCCCACCACGCCCUGCGAGAAUGCCGAUUGCUCAUACAAACCGAGGAUGGGACACUUUGUUCUCCCGGAUUGCACGAAAGCGCCCUCUUCGUCGCUAGUUCUUACGGGCAGCCCAUCGGUACUGGCCUCGUCGUCGCUGGCUCCUACCCAGCAACCCACCUACCAUGCCUGUCAAGCCAUGUCAUGUGUGGGCAAUGAAACAACAGAACAACGCACCAUGGCAAAUGCAACGGAUGCAUCGAGCGGCGCUAUUGCGUUGCUUCGCCUGUCCGUCCAGACCUUGAUGAUGAUGGCCCCCAUCGCCGGCUGGCUGCGACUGUUCUUGUGGUAUGCUCGAGGUUCCGAAGAUCGGGACAAGCGCGAUAAGACAUGUUAA
Messenger RNA from Seminavis robusta, 390 nucleotides. Lineage: Eukaryota; Bacillariophyta; Bacillariophyceae; Naviculales; Naviculaceae. The record is from the annotation of a GenBank genome assembly.